AUGGACCUCUUGCCAGCUAAUGCCAUCGCCACCCUUAUCAUCAAGAACGCUGUCGUCGGCCACGAUGAGUACGUCCUCGAGCUCAAGCGCUUUGAUGUCCCAGACAACUUCGCGCGCCCGUCUUUCAAGCUCCCGCCAAAGGGCAACGUCACGCUGUCAUGUGCGCUUGACGAUUGUAUCGGGCAUGGAAGUAGCGGUGUCGUCUUUGGCACGAAAUCGCUAGACCUACAAGCCCCUGCAGACGGCGCAGGUCAUGGUCAUGCACUUCUGCCGUUGGUCUUGAAGAUGGGCAGAAAAGAGCGGUGUGCGAAUCUCGUGCACGAGGCCUGGUUCUACGAGGAGAUGGGCGUUGCCAUCCCGCGGGGCUAUGGCCUUUUCUUCGUCAAGAUUCCUGACCGCGAGAUCCGGUCGGGUUUUCGCCCGUGGCAGGGGGAGUACAUUGGCGACUACAACCCGAAACCAAAUACAACGCCCGACGAUGACGACGAGGCAAUGGCAGAGCUCGUCUGGAGGCGGAAUAUGCUUUUCGUGCUCGUCCUGGAGCGACUGGAGGGCGGUUGCCUUUAUUAG
Molecule: messenger RNA, 570 nt
Organism: Heterobasidion irregulare TC 32-1
Lineage: Eukaryota; Fungi; Basidiomycota; Agaricomycetes; Russulales; Bondarzewiaceae
Exons: 3
Coding region: 1-570 (189 amino acids)
Source: RefSeq, a predicted model, not a curated record